Messenger RNA from Elephantulus edwardii (Cape elephant shrew), 2298 nucleotides. It is a transcript of the gene NLRP9, whose product is annotated as NLR family, pyrin domain containing 9. Gene Ontology annotation, biological process: regulation of inflammatory response. The transcript is spliced from 4 exons. Gene Ontology annotation, cellular component: cytoplasm. Lineage: Eukaryota; Metazoa; Chordata; Mammalia; Macroscelidea; Macroscelididae. The record is from RefSeq and is a predicted model, not a curated record. The coding region runs from base 1 to 2298 and encodes 765 amino acids.
AUGGCUGACUUGUUGUCCAACUAUGGUUUGUUGCCGUACCUGGAAGAACUCCAAAUGGAAGAGUUCUCGACAUUUAAGGAGCUUCUGAAACAGGAGAUUGUGAAACGCCAACGCAGGUCAGUCCACGGGCCCGAGUUAACAAAAGGCACAAGACACGACGUCGUGACCUUGUUGGAAAAACACUACACAGAGAAACAGGCGUGGGAGAUGAUGCUGAUGGUUCUUCUACAAAUUGACAAGAGAAACAUCUGGGAGAAGGCGAAAGUGGAGCUACGACGUAAACUGAACCCCUACAGAUUGCACAUGAAGGAGAAGUUCCACCUUCUGUGGAGAAACGAAACCUGUCUGCCAAUCCCUGACUGUUUCUAUGAAGAAACCAUAAAGACGGAGUAUGAAGAACUGAGAGAUGCUUACGCUUCCGAGGAGAUGGGCACGGGGCCACGCACUGUGGUCCUGAGAGGCCCCGAGGGAAUGGGGAAAACCACCCUUCUGAGAAAAGUCAUGUUGGAAUGGACUGAGGGCAACUUGUGGAGAGACGUAUUCACCUUUGUCUUCUUCCUGGAUGGCCGGGAGAUGAACCAUGCUGGAGAGAUGAGCUUCCUGGAGUUCAUCUCCAAGGACUGGCCUGAAUCUUCGCAGCAACUCGAGUCUGUCUUCUGCCAGUCGCAGGACAUUCUGUUUAUUAUAGAUGACUUGGAGGCGUGUAAGUUUGAGUUGAGACUCGAUAAUGAGACGUGCGAUGACUGGCACCAGAAGAAGCACAUAGAUGUUCUCUUGGGUAGUUUGUUACAGAAAAAGAUCCUCCCAGACUCCUCUCUGCUGCUUGCCCUAGGACCUGGACAGUUUACCAAAAAUUAUUUCUUGUUGCAACAACCAAAAUGCAUAGUUGUCCGGGGAUUCUCUGAGCACCAAAGGAAGAGCUACUUCUCCCACUUUUUCCACGAGCAUGAUAAAGCCAAGUUAGCCGUGAGCUUCUUGGAAGAGCAGCAAUGCCUGUCGCCUUUGUGCCAAAGCCCCCUUCUGUGCUGGUUGCUCUGUCUGUGUGUAAAAUGGCAGCUGGACAGGGGAGAAGAUCUCGAGAUGACUUACCAGACUACAACGUCUUUGUUCGUAUCCUUUUUUAUAAACACAGUGAAAACAGGAGUUGAGAAUCUUCCAGUUAAGGCGAACAUGGACCAAGUAAUAGCCUUGUGCAGUUUGGCUACAAGAGGAAUCUGGACUCAGACCUAUCUCUUCAGGCAGGAGGAGUUCAGACAGCUAGGGAUAUCGCAGUCUUCCGUGUCGACAUGGAUAGGCAUAAAUCUUCUUCAAAGACAUGGGAGCUAUAUCGCCUUCAUCCAUAAGCAAGUCCAAGAGUUCUACGCUACUCUCUUCUAUUACCUAGAACUACCUAAAGACUUUCCUAGCAAAUCCUUCGACAACCUCCUGAAAUUCACCAUUACCAAUCUCUGCAAUCCUGAGAGCACUUUGCCCCAGAUGAGGCUCUUCCUGGUGGGACUGAUGACAGAAAAAAUAAACAGGCUUCUAGACACACGGCUUGAUUUGAAGCUUGCAGAAGAGACCAAGAAGACCGUGAUGGACAAUCUAAAAAUCAUUAACCUGAUGAACAAGUCAAAAAUGGAUUUUCUGGAAUUGUUUCAUAUUCUCUUUGAAACUCGUGAACAAGAAUUUGUAAUGAAAGUCAUGGCUUUUAUUACGGAAGCUUCAAUUCAUAUUGGCAGCACCAGGGCAUUGAUGGUGGCUUCGUACUGCCUAGCACAGUCCCGAAGUUUACGGUACCUUAACCUCUAUAUAGAAAAUGUCUUUUCAGAUGACUCGAAAUUCUUCUCAAUGAACCGGAAGCUGGGCCUCUGGGAGAAGCUUUGCUCAGUGCUCAUUACCAACAAGGACCUGCAGGUGUUGGAGUUGAAUAAGUGCAGCCUCAGCGACGCCUCCCUGGACGUUCUUUGCAAAGUCAUGGCACAGUCAUUUUGUAAAGUGAAGACUGUUGUGAACCGGAAGCUGGGCCUCUGGGAGAAGCUUUGCUCAGUGCUCAUUACCAACAAGGACCUGCAGGUGUUGGAGUUGAAUAAGUGCAGCCUCAGCGACGCCUCCCUGGACGUUCUUUGCAAAGUCAUGGCACAUUUGGGAAACUGCGGCAUCGUAAGUGAAGCUUGUGAUGAUAUCGCUCCUGUCCUCAUGUGCAAUAAGAAGCUGAGUCACCUCUCCUUCCUACAAAAUUGCCUGAAAGAUGAUGGCGUCAGAGUGCUGUGCGAUGCCCUGAAGCACCCAAACUGUGUCCUGACCAUACUGGUGUAA